CAUCCGUAAACUAACACGUACUCAGAGCGUUUAGAUCACUAAAAUACACUCGCUGCUGGCCCGAAGCGCGCCAAGCAAGGAAGCAAGCAUGUCGGAAACGGGAAGCACGAGCCGGGAGCAAGAGGCGGCUCCGCGCGCCUCGCUGCCGCGCGCGGUGCGGCUUCAGGUCGCCGUGUUCUCGGCCGCCAUCGACGUCAUCAACCGCCGCGACGGCACCGUCAACCGCCGCCUCUACUCCGUCGCCGACCGCGUCCUCCGCGUGCGCGCGGGCCCCCGCCCGGACCCUUCCGGCGUCCGCUCCGCCGACUUCGACGUCGACGCGUCGCGCGGCCUCUGGGCGCGCGUCUUCUCCUUCUCCUCCCCCGUUCCCCAGGCCCCGCUCCCGGUCGUCGUCUACUUCCACGGCGGCGGCUUCGCCAUGUUCUCCGCGCGCCAGUGCUACUUCGACCGCCUGUGCCGCCGCAUCUGCCGCGGCGUCGGCGCGGUCGUCGUCUCCGUCGAGUACCGCCUCGCGCCCGAGCACCCCUACCCGGCCGCCUACGACGACGCGGUGGACACGCUCCGCUUCAUCGACGCCAAUGGCGUCCCGGGGAUGGACGAGGGGGUCCGGGUGGACCUCUCCAGCUGCUUCCUCGCCGGGGAGAGCGCCGGCGGCAACAUAAUCCACCACGCGGCCAACCGCUGGGCUGCGGCCGCGCCCACCCCCAGCUCCGUGCGCGUCGCCGGCCUCCUGUCCGUGCAGCCGUACUUCGGCGGCGAGGAGCGGACGGAGUCGGAGCUGAGGCUGGACGGCGUGGCGCCGAUCGUGACCCUCCGGCGGGCGGACUUCUGGUGGAGGGCGUUCCUGCCGGAGGGCGCCAGCCGCGACCACCCCGCGGCGCACGUGACCGACGAGAACGCCGAGCUGACCGAGGCGUUCCCGCCGGCGAUGGUGCUGGUCGGCGGGCUCGACCCGCUGCAGGACUGGCAGCGGCGGUACGCCGACGUGCUGCGCCGGAAGGGGAAGGCCGUGGAGGUGGUGGAGUUCCCGGACGGUAUCCACGCGUUCUACCUCUUCCCAGACCUCCCCGACACCGCCAGGGCUAUCGAGCGCAUGAGGACGUUCGUGGAAAGCAACAGGCAACGAAGUUGAUUGAAAAUGCCAAAAUGGCUUGUAGUCCCAUCGACGCGUCGAAUAUGUAUUUUUGAAGUCCAUUCAAUUUUGGAAUUGGAUACACAUUUGUCCAUAGAAAAUUUGUGCGCAAUGGCAAAUAAUUCUCAAUUAGGCACUGCGUGGAUCAGGUGUAAUAUUUCAAUGGAGAACGUUUAUUUUCAACCGAGAAAAUCAGUCGGCUUAACAAGAUGCAA
This is a messenger RNA of Hordeum vulgare subsp. vulgare (domesticated barley), 1347 nucleotides long. Its product is annotated as probable carboxylesterase 18. Lineage: Eukaryota; Viridiplantae; Streptophyta; Magnoliopsida; Poales; Poaceae. Gene Ontology annotation, molecular function: hydrolase activity. The transcript has a single exon. The record is from RefSeq and is a predicted model, not a curated record. The coding region runs from base 89 to 1132 and encodes 347 amino acids.